Molecule: messenger RNA, 1225 nt
Organism: Aspergillus caelatus
Lineage: Eukaryota; Fungi; Ascomycota; Eurotiomycetes; Eurotiales; Aspergillaceae
Product: DUF1593 domain-containing protein
Exons: 3
Coding region: 11-1225 (404 amino acids)
Molecular function (GO): hydrolase activity, hydrolyzing N-glycosyl compounds
Source: RefSeq, a predicted model, not a curated record
CUUGGCAGUAAUGGCUCUCAUAACCCGUCUAUUUAUAUUAUACGCAUCAUGCCUCACUCUCAUCUCGGCCAUAACAUUCAAUUCCUUCCCCAAUAAACCGCGAGUCUUCGUCCUCUCGGAUAUCUCCAAUGAACCUGAUGAUUCUGAGUCCCUCGUCCGAUAUCUCACAUACAGCAACCAGUUCCAGACGGAAGGCAUCGUGGCCACGACAUCAACCUGGCUCAAGAAUGAAACCGACCCAGAUGCCAUGCUCGACAUCAUCGAUGCAUAUGAGAAGGUUGUCGGCAAUCUGAACCACCAUGCCCCAGCGGAUUCACAAUACCCAUCCGCAGAACAUAUGCGGAGUCUAGUCCGUGCAGGGUCUCCGGUCUAUGGUAUGGCUGCCCUAGCCCCCAAUGCCACCUUCAGUGCCGGGGCCGAACUCCUCCUGGACCGCAUUCAAGCCACAACAAACAGCAGCUCCCCUCUCUGGGUCCUCGCUUGGGGCGGCACCAACGUCCUCGCGCAAGCCCUCGUCAAACUCCACAAGGACAAUUCCCCAAACAAAGCCGCCACCCUCCGAAAGAACCUGCGCAUCUAUACCAUCUCCGACCAAGACGACACAGGUGCCUGGCUCCGCCAGCAGUGGCCAGACUUGUUCUGGAUCAACUCCAUCCACGGCUGGAACCAGUACUACAUGUCCACCUGGGCCGGGAUCUCCGGCGACAAAUUCUACGGCAUCGACAAGGGUGGCCCAAACAGCACACUGGUAGGCAAUGCCUGGAUCAAGGAGAACAUCCAAAUCGGGACCUUGGGCGCUGCCUACCCAGACGUGGCAUAUACCAUGGAAGGUGACACCCCGACGUUUCUCUAUCUCAUUCAGAAUGGUCUGGGGGUACCGGAGCACCCCGAGUAUGGGUCAUGGGGCGGUCGGUAUCAGCUGGUCACUCCCAAUCAGCAUGGGCUAGGGUUCAGACAUUACUCGGAUGUGCAGGACCAGGUGGUGGGUGUUAAUGGGGACACUUUCAAGUCGAAUCAUGCGACGAUUUGGCGGUGGCGGAAUGCGUAUCAGCAUGAUUUCGCGGCGCGGAUGCGCUGGACCUUGACAGAUGAUGUGACCAAGGCGAACCACCAUCCUCUGGUGAAGGUUAAUGGGAGUUCGGGCUUGGAGCCGGUCGAUGUUUAUGGGGUUGCUGGGUCGGACGUGGUCGUGGAUGCUGCACCAUUAACGGCGCCACUGAUGUGA